GGCUCAGCAGUUUUUGGGGAAAACACAUCAAAGUACACUCUUCAAGAUCACUAUACCCAGGCAGUAUAUUUCAUCUUCUAGAAAAGUCUGCUCUUCUUGUCUUUGCCUGGGGAUCUCUGCAGAGACUGAAUGAGAAGACAGCUUUGCAGGUAAGGUAACUGCCAAGAUGUUUCACUUACAAGGCCCACAAGUGCUGCAGAUGCUUGAGAAAUCCUUGAGGAAGAGCCUCCCUGAGUCCUUAAAGGUUUAUGGGAGUGUCUUCCACAUGAAUCAGGGAAACCCAUUCAAGCUCAAGGCCCUGGUGGACAAGUGGCCUGAUUUUAAUACAGUGGUUAUCCGCCCUCAGGAGCAGGAGAUGACAGAUGACUUUGAUCACUAUACCAACACCUACCAAAUCUAUUCUAAGCAUCCCAAGAACUGUCAAGAAUUCCUUGGUACAUCAGAUGUCAUCAAUUGGAAACAACAUUUGCAGAUCCAAAGUUCACAGUCCAGCCUGAAUGAGGUGAUACAGAAUCUUGGAAGCACUAAAUUGGUCAAGGUCAAGCAAACACAACGCAUUCUCUAUGUGAUGCCAGAGACAGCGAGGAAACUGCUCCCUUCCCUGCCAGAGACAAAGAAUUUACCGCUUAAAUCUAUCAGCCCCAAGGCCAUUAACCAAGAGAUGUUUAAACUCUCAUCCCUGGACAUUACCCACGCUGCCUUGGUGGAUAAAUUCUGGAAUUUCGGUGGCAAUGAGAGGAGCCAGAGAUUCAUCGAGCGCUGUAUCCGGAACUUCCCCACCGUAUGUCUGCUGGGGCCUGAGGGGACCCCUGUGUCCUGGUCUCUGGUGGACCAGACAGGAGAGAUGCGGAUGGGUGCCACUGUGCCUGAGUACCGGGGGCAGGGUCUCAUCUCCCAUAUCAUGCGUGUCCAUACCCAGGUUCUAGACAAACUUGGCUUCCCUGUAUAUAACCAUACAGACAGAGCCAACAAAAUUAUACGGAAAAUGAGUCACAAUAUGCAUAAUAUCUCCAUGCCCUGUGACUGGAACCAGUGGAAUUGUGUGCCUAAUAAAUUGUAACUAGCAGUAAAGCAGUGCAUGUUAUUUGGGUUCUGGGAAAGCAGUGUGAAUGGUCAACAGAGCCACCACCAUCUCUGCUCGCAAACCACUCAUAGACUUCCCUUUGGGUCCAGCAGAACUGGCAUGGCCAGACAUUCCUGUAGUGAACUCUGGUCUUGUCCAGUUUCCUACACUUUUGGAUCUCAGUGAGACUCUAUUCAGCUGUAUCUGCCCUAAUGCUUCUCCUGGAAUUCCUAUCUCACACGUGGAUUGCUGACAAUAGACAUAUCUUGUCAGUUUUGCCAAGAGCUAGAGAUACCUACUUAUCUAGAGACAAAAUGAUAUUAUCUUAUGAAUAGUGUAAUUUUCCCUCUCUUUUUCCAUUAUCCUCCCUUCACCCCCUCCCCAGAUUUAUUUAGGUAUAAUUGACAAAUAAAGCUAUAAUUUACUUAAAGUGUACAACAUGAUGAUUUGAUAUAUGUGUACAUUGUGAAAGUAUCCCACAACCAAGUUAAUUAAUACAUCACCUCACAUACUUACUUUGUGUGUGUGUGUGAGAACGCUUAAGAUCUACACUCUUAGGAAAUUCCAGUGAUAAAUAUUAUUAACUAUGGUCAUCAUACUAUACAUUAAAUCCUCAGCACUUACUCAUCUUAUAACUGAAAGUUUGUACCUUUUUACCAACCUCUCCCUAUUUCCUCCACAUCCCAACCCUGGAAACCACCAUUCUACUCUAUGUUUCUAUGAGUUCCACUUUUUUGUUUUUCUUAGAAUCCACAUAUAAAUGAUACUAUGCAGUAUUUGUGUUUCUUCAUCUGGCUUAUUUCACUGGUUUACAAUUUUCUUUUAAUCCAUAUGACUAGUAAGGAAAAUAUCCAUAAUCAAUAAAGAAUAAAUGCAACCCAC
Messenger RNA from Equus quagga, 1945 nucleotides. RefSeq names its product glycine N-phenylacetyltransferase-like. Gene Ontology annotation, molecular function: glycine N-acyltransferase activity. Gene Ontology annotation, cellular component: mitochondrion. Bases 167 to 1060 code for a protein of 297 amino acids. The record is from RefSeq and is a predicted model, not a curated record. The transcript has 6 exons. NCBI's taxonomy places the organism in Eukaryota, Metazoa, Chordata, Mammalia, Perissodactyla, Equidae.